AUGGGCUCUGGAGUUUGGUUCAAGAAUUUAAUGACUAAAAAGAAAGUGAGAGGCGACAGAUCACAAAAAUUGAAGAGAUAUUCAACACCUGAAAUGUCAAAUGGGCACAAAGAAGAAUACCGUUUGCAAAAUGAGUCUCUUAUAUUAACUAAUGGUGGUUCUGGGGAAAAUCGUGAUGGUUUUGGCAUGCCCAUUGAGGAGAUUGCGGCAGCUCGAAUUCAGACUGCAUAUCGAGCAUACACGGCAAGGAAAAAUUUCCGUCGACUAAAAGCAACGAUUCAGGCCCAGAUUAGAGCUCGCCGAUUGCAUAUGGUAACAGAAGGUCUUCUCAGGCAGAAGAAGCUAGAGAAUCAAUCGAAGCUUGAGUCAAAGCUAAAUGGCCUAGAGGUAGAGUGGAGUGGUGGCUCCAAAACAAUGGAUGAAGCUCUUGCAAGGAUACAUCAGAGAGAAGAAGCAGCAUUGCGGCGUGAGCGAGCCAUGGCAUAUGCCUUUUCUCAUCAAUGGAGAGCCAACUCCAACCCGAACUUUGGAUCAGGUAACCAUGACAUAGGCAAAGCAAAUUGGGACUGGAGCUGGAUUGAUCGAUGGAUUGCAGCUCAACCUUGGGAAAGCCGAGUUGUCCCAUUGCAGUCAAGUCCAAAGAAAUCACUUGGUCGCCAGUCAAGCAAGACUAAUAGAAACAAGAAUUCUCCAACAAUCAAAACACCAGUUUCAGUCAAAUCAAUUUCUCCUAAUGGGAAGACUGCCAAUAAAGCCAGAAAAUUGUCAUAUGGAGCAUCUGAGAAGAUGAUAGCUGCUAAAAAAGUGAACAAAUCUGAAGAGGUGAAAACUAAGAGAGAAAAGGAAGUAUCUUAA
Molecule: messenger RNA, 855 nt
Organism: Fraxinus pennsylvanica
Lineage: Eukaryota; Viridiplantae; Streptophyta; Magnoliopsida; Lamiales; Oleaceae
Source: the annotation of a GenBank genome assembly